Triticum turgidum subsp. durum (durum wheat) is the source of this 1638-nucleotide messenger RNA. NCBI's taxonomy places the organism in Eukaryota, Viridiplantae, Streptophyta, Magnoliopsida, Poales, Poaceae. The record is from the annotation of a GenBank genome assembly.
AUGAGACAGAUCUUGAACCUUAGCUACAAAAAUCUUCCUCACCACCUCAAGACAUGCUUCUUGUAUCUUGGUAUGUUUCUGGAGGACUCUGAAAUAUACAGGCAUGAGUUGGUAAGCCUGUGGGUUUCUGAAGGUUUCAUUAGUAAAGCACAUGGACAAAGCCUAGAACAGACCGCGAUAGGUUAUUUCAAUGAUCUUGUCAACAGGAGCCUUAUUCAACCUGCAUUGAUCAAAUCUGAUGGGUCAGUGAAAUCUUGCAAAGUACAUGAUAUGGUGUUGGAUCUUAUCUUGUACAAGUCUGCACAAGAGAAUUUUAUCACUAUAGUAGACAACCCAGAGGCCAUUACAGGACAGUUUCCAAAGCCCCGUCGGAUGCUCUUCAACUUGGAUGGUGAAAUACUGCAAGGGAAUGUUAGUAUGUCACAAGUGCGAUCGUUUGCAAAUUGGAGGGGCUCCAUGAAUAUACCUUCUCUGGCAGAGUUCAAGUAUCUUCGAGUUUUUAAGGCUGACUUCAGUUCUAGCUCUGCUGACCACAACCGCAAAAUCGACCUGACAGGAUUGUGUAAGUUAUAUCAGCUGCGAUAUAUACAAAUUCGUGGCUGUUGCAACUGCCAACUACCAACCCAAAUUAGAGGGUUACAGAUGUUGGAAAUAUUCGAUAUAGAUGGGUCCUGUAUCCCAAUGGAUAUUUUUCACCUGCCGCACUUGUUGAAUCUGAUUGUUCCAUCCGUUGAAAGGCUGCCUAAGGGCAUUGGUAAAAUGAAAUCCCUACAACAUCUGUGUCGUUUUGACCUGCGGCACAACACUUCACUCGACAGUAUCAAGGGCCUAGGAGAGCUCACCAAUCUGAGUACUCUAGUUGUCAGAACCGGUUUUUCUAAAGACGUGGACAUGGAUGUUCUAAACUCUUCUUUGGGGAAACCUUGUAACCUUGAGUCCCUGCACAUAAAUUCAGCUGAUUCUUGGAUGCCUGAGGAGCUAACCUUGUCGCCUCCUCCCCCAAACCUCACGGUCCUCAGCAUGACACAAAUGUCCCAGGUCCCUAACUGGAUUGGGGAACUCCAUAACCUCCAGUUUUUGUAUCUCACUGUUGACAAGCUGGACAAGGAUGGUGUUGGUAUUCUCGCAAAGUUAACAGGCCUCAUCGACCUGGAAUUAAUGUUUCAUAAUGCCCUGGAAGAAACAAUUGCCAUUUAUGGGACAGCAUUCGCAAUCCUAAAGCGGUUUCAUGUCAGCUGCAAGAACAUGGCACACCUGACCUUCCAAGCUGGGGCAAUGCCCAAGCUCCAGAGUGUAUCUCUAGGGUUAAACGCCUUGGGGUGGAAGCAGGAAAAUUGCACCGCACCUACUGGUAUCGAGCACUUGUUAGCACUUGAAAGAAUCGAUGUACUAAUCGGCUGCCUGGAUGCUACUGAAUCUGAACAGAGAAGUGCAGAGUCUGCCAUUAGGAGCGCUAUCAACAUGCAUCCUGGCCAUGCUCACAUUACAAUCGAUAUUGUAAGGGAACCAUGCCGUUUUUUUGGUAUCAGGCACAACCAGCAGCUGGAAAGUCGAUUCUUUGAUAUGGAGCAACAAGAUGAGGUAUGCAAAGGAAUGUUUGAGUUGUCUACAACAUUCAUGCCGGAUUAUAGCGGAUGA